AUGGGGACAGACGCCCAUCCUGGAGGGUCUCGGAGGCCAGGAGGAGCCGCAGAAGGCAGCAGGGGCCCAGGGAGGGUGGAUGCAAGGGGCGAGGUUACAGGCAGAAGGACCGGUUUGGACAGGAAGCGGUGGCCGGAGUCCACGCCAGAGACCAGAGAUGAUGACCAGGUUGGCCUGGGCAGCAGAAACAGGCCUCAGCGGCUGCCCAGUGCAGCUGUGAGGGACAGGAAGUUCCCUGAACCCUGCUCAGUUCUGGCUGGCGGGACCCAACUGACGCCGUGGGGGUUGGGGUCGAAGGUGGAGUUUGUUUGCUAUUUUGCACAACUGACCUGCCUGCUUGCGUCAUCUGAACGCCAAGUUCUGCUCACAGAGGAAGUGAGAGGUGUCCGAUUCGGUCAUGCAGAACGCAGCUGGGCUGCCCCGCGGGAGAGGCACUCAGCUGCGCCGAGGGAGGUGUCACCGUGCCCGGUCCCGGCUGAGUCACCGCAGAUGCAGCUCCUGCGUCGACAGGGCCAUGCCAUUGCCCGCGGAGCUGGGGCACUCACUCGGGUCAUGUCUGCACCCUCCUGGAGCCCACAUUCAAAGGGAAAGGGAAGGAGACGGGAAGAGAGAAAUGAAGCACAAAGCAGGACCGUGUGCAGCGCCAGUGCUCACGCGCCUGGGUCGUCUGGACCUUGCUCACUAAUCUAGGCUGUGGGGUCCAAAGAGCUGCAGCUGGGGGGCCCUCUUUAAUAAAAAGAAUAC
Molecule: messenger RNA, 744 nt
Organism: Chinchilla lanigera (long-tailed chinchilla)
Lineage: Eukaryota; Metazoa; Chordata; Mammalia; Rodentia; Chinchillidae
Exons: 3
Coding region: 1-690 (229 amino acids)
Source: RefSeq, a predicted model, not a curated record